Molecule: messenger RNA, 1677 nt
Organism: Didymella exigua CBS 183.55
Lineage: Eukaryota; Fungi; Ascomycota; Dothideomycetes; Pleosporales; Didymellaceae
Exons: 2
Coding region: 289-1485 (398 amino acids)
Source: RefSeq, a predicted model, not a curated record
CGGACGCGGAUUGCUGUCGUUCACUUCUUUCCUUCUCCUGCUCUGCUCUUUGUUCAGUUCCAUCACUGUUGUGGAGAGAUUGCAGAUUUACCGUUGCUGUUGCUUGGACAACGAUUGACCUUGAAGCCGCCCAAUCGCGACUCGUCUGGACCCCGCUCACCGUGUAUCGUCAGCGCACUCACCAGCCUCAGCCGUCAAAGCGUGCGCUUUCGACUUCAAUCACGAAUACUGAGCUCGGAUCCCCCUGUCUUUUCGCACCACCAUUCGUCUCGCUGUAGACCGGUCGAAAUGGCUACUUUCACGCGCCAGCCCUUUGGCGAUAUCAGCACGCCGCGCCUGCAGGCCCUUGGCAGCUCCAAGAACAGGCAGAACGCCUUGUCGCCCACCACUCCCAGCUUUGUGUGCCCAUUGAAGCCCAGCGCGCCAUCGUCCAUCGGCAAGCGCCAGCGCGAGCCUGACAUCUUCGAGGACGAGGAUUGCGAGAACACCGACCCGGCUGCCUCUAGCUCGCCCUUCAAGAAGUCGUGCAACAUCAGCCAUGACUUUGUGAAGCCCGCCCGAUUUUCCAUGGUUGCGUCGCCGGCCAAGACCAGCGUCUCUCUCACCGCCUCUCCCGCUACCUCUGUGCCAUCCGUUCGCAAGUCCCUCUCUGAACCAAACACAGCCAAGUCGACUCCUAUCAGCCAUAGCCGCGGCUCGCCAAAGAAUAAGCGUCUCCAUGGUGUCACCAAACGUCGAACAUCCAGCUCUCCCUUCCGUCGCGUGGACCCUCCUUCAUUCUCGCAAGGCGCACUGCCCUUCUCAAUCGAUGCAGCACUCAGCGGCACCAUCUCCAACUACACAUCAAAGCCUGCCGUAGCAGCGAAAUCGGCACCCGUACCUCAGCAGGCCUCGGCGCUCGAGGAGUCCAUGCCCAAGGGCUGGUUCUUCGAGAUCCACGAGGACACACCCGAGCAGGAAGCUGCCAAUUUGAUGACGCACUCUGCUACCGUAUUGGACAUCAGCUCUGACGACGACGCCGAGACAAAAACGAGGAACGAGGAGCUGUCCAAGGGCAAGGAGAAUAUCCCACCGAUUGACUUCGCGCUUCUGCAGUCAAGGACAGCACCAGCGGAAGCUAUUGAUGACGGUGAGGAGACCGAGAUCGAAGAGCCUGUCAAGCGCCCUCGCCUCAGGAAACUCAGCCAGGACGCAAUGGACGAGGAUCGCAGACCGCUGGGCGACUUGUCCCCGAGCGAGUUCUAUGCUGAUGGAUGCGAUGCUAGCUCGUACGUCACCGUCGAUGCUGGGAUCGAGAGGCCGUCGAGGUUGUCGAAGGAGGUCGAUGUCGAGUCGCCGUCCGAGAACGUUGAUCCAGUAAAGAAGAUCGUUCAGUUCGCGCCUGCUGCUGAGCACGUGGCGAUAGUGAAGUGUGAAUCAACAACAUUGACGGAAGAGGAAGCCACAAUAGCACCGCCAGUCGUUGAGGCAGUAGGCGAACCGUAAUGACGCGCUGUGUUCCUUGUAGCGUGUUCAUGUACUUAAUUCACAUCACGAUGCGAUGCUGUCACGAUGCUGGCGUUUGGUUGGGCUUGGGUUGUCUACAGAGACUGGCGUUUGGUCCGCACAUGGAUAUCUUUGCCUCCGUAGCUGUUAUUGCGCGACAUAGCGUUUAUUUUCAAUGCACUAUUCUUCAAA